UUUCCUUCGAGCAAAUUGGAAUCCUUCACAAAAGAUUCAAGCAGUUGAGCCACAAUGAAGACACGCUGAGGUAGAACUCCCUAAUUAUUUUUGGCAUUCUAACACACUUUAUUUUUUAACUUGUGCUGUUGUACUUUGUUACUUUGGGGUUUUUAGACACACAUGGGUGUAAUCCUGGCAUAAUCAAUUUCUGAUUAGGUGGUUCUUCCCAUUUCUUUAGCAUAAACAAGCCUAACAGCUUUUGUUUAGGCUUUUGUUUUGCAUUUUGUUUAGCAUGUAUUAUAAUUGGCCAGCUUCCUGCUGCAAACCUAAUCAUCUUCUUGUCUUUUCACCUGUAGACGAGAUGACCUCAACACAAUUCCAGACCUGGCAUGCAAUCCGAUCCGAACCCAAAUUAUAGAGGCCUUCUUUGACAAAAGGUUGGUUAUCGUGUUUCUGUUAAGUACCUCAAAAAGAACAAGACUAAAGGUUAACUGCUCUCAAGAUGCCCCUAGCUUUAACCUACAUAGUAUGAUUUUCAUUAUACAGUAGGUUUGGUGGUGCCUCACAGGGAUUAGUCAAAUGUGAGCCUGAUCCAGAAACAACCCCUAGCCUUUAGCCCCUACCCGCUAGCAUUUGUGUAGAUCGGAAAGGGUUGAAUAUGUACAGUGGGGAGAGCAAGUAUUUGAUACUACACUGCCGAUUUUGCAGGUUUUCCUACUUACAAAGCAUGUAGAGGUCUGUCAUUUUUAUCCUAGGUACACUUCAACUGUGAGAGACGGAAUCUAAAAAAAAAAUCCAGAAAAUCACAUUGUAUAAUUUUUAAGUAAUUAAUUUGCAUUUUAUUGCAUGACAUAAGUAUUUGAUCACCUACCAACCAGUAAGAAUUCCGUCUCUCACAGACCUGUUAGUUUUUCUUUAAGAAGCCCUCCUGUUCUCCACUCAUUACCUGUAUUAACUGCACCUGUUUGAACUCGUUACCUGUAUAAAAGACACCUGUCUACACACUCAAUCAAACAGACUCCAACCUCUCCACAAUGGCCAAGACCAGAGAGCUGUGUAAGGACAUCAGGGAUAAAAUUGUAGACCUGCACAAGGCUGGGAUGGGCUACAGGACAAUAGGCAAGCAGCUUGGUGAGAAGGCAACAACUGUUGGCGCAAUUAUUAGAAAAUGGAAGAAGUUCAAGAUGACGGUCAAUGACCCUCGGUCUGGGGCUCCAUGCAAGAUCUCACCUCAUGGGCCAUCAAUGAUCAUGAGGAAGGUGAGGGAUCAGACCAGAACUACACGGCAGGACCUGGUCAAUGACCUGAAGAGAGCUGGGACCACAGUCUCAAAGAAAACCAUUAGUAACACACUACGCCGUCAUGGAUUGAAAUCCUGCAGCGCACGCAAGGUCCCCCUGCUCAAGCCACCGCAUGUCCAGGCCCGUCUGAAGUUUGCCAAUGACCAUCUGGAUGAUCCAGAGGAAGAAUGGGAGAAGGUCAUGUGGUCUGAUGAGACAAAAAUAGAGCUUUUUGGUCUAAACUCCACUCGCCGUGUUUGGAGGAAGAAGAAGGAUGAGUACAACCCCAAGAACACCAUCCCAACCGUGAAGCAUGGAGGUGGAAACAUCAUUCUUUGGGGAUGCUUUUCUGCAAAGGGGACAGGUCGACUGCACCGUAUUGAGGGGAGGAUGGAUGGGGCCAUGUAUCGCAAGAUCUUGGCCAACAACCUCCUUCCCUCAGUAAGAGCAUUGAAGAUGGGUCGUGGCUGGGUCUUCCAGCAUGACAACGACCCGAAACACACAGCCAGGGCAACUAAGGAGUGGCUCUGUAAGAAGCAUCUCAAGGUCCUGGAGUGGCCUAGCCAGUCUCCAGACCUGAACCCAAUAGAAAAUCUUUGGAGGGGGCUGAAAGUCCGUAUUGCCCAGCGACAGCCCCGAAACCUGAAGGAUCUGGAGAAGGUCUGUAUGGAGGAGUGGGCCAAAAUCCCUGCUGCAGUGUGUGCAAACCUGUUCAAGACCUACAGGAAACGUAUGAUCUCUGUAAUUGCAAACAAAAGUUUAUGUACCAAAUAUUAAGUUCUGCUUUUCUGAUGUAUCAAAUACUUAUGUCAUGCAAUAAAAUGCAAAUUAAUUACUUAAAAAUCAUACAUUGUGAUUUUCUGGAUUUUUGUUUUAGAUUCCAUCUCUCGCAGUUGAAGUGUACCUAUGAUAAAAAUGCCAGACCUCUACAUGCUUUAAGUAGGAAAACCUGCAAAAUCGGCAGUGUAUCAAAUACUUGUUCUCCCCACUGUAUACUCUAUAUGGCAGUCAUACAACCUAAGAUAUCAAUAGGCAAGUUGGAGCUACUACCAUAUUGUAUACAGUAUCAAUUUCUUUCACAUUUAUGGGAAGUGCCUAGGAUGUAGGGCCUAUGGGUUGUUUCUAGAAUGAGACAUGGUUACUUUCUAAUGAGCAAUACAGAAAACAUGCAAUGACCUCAUCUGUCCACUCAAUGAAGAUAUUUAUGUUCUUUGCUCGUAUGCCUCUAUAGAAACUUCCAUCAGAAUGGUGAGGGGACAGUCCAGGAGAUCAGCUUUGAGGAGUUCCUGGUGGUCAUGUCCCACUUCAGACCUCCAGCACUGAACAUGACAGAGGAACAGAGAGAGAACAUCAGGAGGGAAAAACUCCGCUGUGAGUGCCAUCAUUAAAAUGUUCUGCAUGGACUGGCGUUAAGAUAGAUGUAUUGCAGUACAGUAUCACUGGCAAAAUGUUACACUAUGUUGAAAUGGAUACCCAACAUUAUUGUUAGCUUGUGUACUUACUACAAUGACAUUGAAAACAUCGGUUGUACAAGAUACUGUAUACCGUUUGAUGUGUACAAUGGCUCACACUGUGACUUGAAUCAAUACUAGACUCAAUUAUCUGUCAACUUUCUGCUGGGAUACAACAGAUCUUUAUUAAAAAUUACCUUUACAAAAUGGAUUAAACAACUUCUCAUGGAACAAUAGGGACUGUGAGGGCAUACACGCACACACAGAAACACGCACAUUAUUUAGUCGUUGUAUUGUUUGUAUAAUUUUUGUUGUUGUAUUGUUUGUAUAGCGUUGUAUUUUAAAUUUGUGUGACUGUCCUUGUCUAUCAGUUGUCAUGGAAAUUCAACACAGGGACACUCAAAGUCAAUAUUAAAUGAAUCACUCUUUAUUGUCAGCAAGCUGGAGAGGUUACAGUCAAACAUAGAUGCAUAAAGUACCGGUCUGAAGUGAGCUCUGCCGGGGCAGUCCCGUUAGUUCUCUUAUAUACUGCUUACACAGACAAGCUACAUAGGUAUGAUUCAUAGGGUUGGUUCCUGCAUGUGACUGGCACCGUCUCCUAUCUUAACUUAUAGAACAUAUUCUGGGCGUUCUGCCAAAAGGUCUGAGGAGGGGGUCAUGACCGUCUCCCCCUCAUAUCUCUACCCAGCACCUACAGGAACCAAUGAUUGUAUGAUACAAGAUGUACAAUUCAAGGCUGUCCCUCCAGACUAUAUAUUUUUCCUCACAGUGUAUCAGUGUUUUGUUACUUGUCAUGUUUUGUGUUUUUUGUGGACCCCAGGAAAAGUAGCUGCUGCUGCUGCAAAAGCUAAAUAAAUAAACAAUAAACAAUAUAUCUCAAUAUACAGCAUUACUCAGCAAAUACAUUACAGUGAUGCCUCAUGACACUUGCAGAUCUUUGGUAAGGAAAUAUUUGUAAAGACAGACCGAUAGAAAAUAGUUUAAGUUGAACACUUUCUUAUUUUUUCCCAGUCCUGUUUAACAUGCACGACACAGACAACGAUGGAACAAUCACUCUGGAGGAGUACCGACAUGUAAGCCACUGCCCAGCCCUGUCUUUCAAAAUACAAAAAUACUCUAUCUACCUAUCACUGUUGUUACCAUGACUGCCUUGCCUCUGUAUGUACUGUAGGUAGUGGAGGAGCUGCUGUCUCGGAGCGGAGCCCUGGGGAAGGAAACGGCUAAAGGUAUAGCAGACGCUGCCAUGCUGGAGGUAGCCAGUAUCUCCGUGGGUCACAUGGUACGGCUGCUUUAUAAACAUUUUAUUCCUCACUCUGAGUGUUAGAUCUGGAACCAUCUACUAUAAAGACAUCCAACUAUUAUGUUUUUUUAUUUUUUUUUAUUAUAUUCAAUAAUCUCAUUCUUCAUUCUCAGGAACCAGAUGAGUUUUACGAGGGGAUCACUUUUGAACAUUUCCUAAAGGUUUGUAAUAAAACAUUAUGUUGUGUCUAAGAAAAAGUCAUGGCUUUAGCUUUUCUUUUUUCAAAUGUUUUUACUAUAAAAAUAAUAAGUAUAGAUUAUUUAAGUGAGCCUCCUGGAGAGCCCAUUGAAUCAUCGUUGUUCUUUAAAGGGAACAUCUGUGAUUCAAAAGAAACAAUUUGACUUUUAAAUUUAAGGCUCUAUUCAAUCUGUAUCACUGGAGUGUUGCAGAUUGUGUGAUAUAAAUGUAAAGGUAAUUUCUGAUUGAGCCGACAUAUGCGGUGUUUACCGUGAAUGCAGUCUCCGCUAACGCGGGAAUAUUGCCUUUAAAUUUAAAUCACGCUGUAACGCUGAACUUCCGCGAUACGGAUUGAAUAGAGCCGUAACGAUAUAUACCCAUUGAUUCUUGAAGAAUAUAACUUAUAUCUGCCUCAUGAACUUAGUUCAAUUGGCGUACCCCAUUAGAACCUAAAAUAUACGCUUGUUUUACACCAUUGUUUGUUAACACUGAUAUUGCAAACAAACACUGUAUAGCUUCAAAACAUGGUUAAAACUGAUCUGAUGGAUGGUCUGCCCUUGCAUCUAUAGCUCUGUCUUAGAAUUUUUAAGUGGUUACAUUUCUCCAGCCCCAUCCCUCUGCUGUUGUCUUGUUAUUAGAGGACACAUAGUUGAAGGCAUCAUCAGAGUUUAGUAACUAAGUAAUAUACUGGUAGUAAAACAACAAUUUAUUUUCAGAUACUGAAAGAUAUUGAGAUCGAGACAAGAAUGAACAUUCGCUUUUUGAAUAUGGACACGACGAACCUGUGCAAGUGAGGAUCUUCCACCUUUUUUAUUACUAUGCAGCACCAGCACUCUUUUAUGGUAUUUUAUUUAGUGGCCAUUUAGGGCACACUUUAAGCAGUGACGUGCGGUCGGUAUCUGGGUAAGCACUGGCUAUUAUCAAAGCCAGAUUUGCUCACAAAUAAACCUUAAUGAAGCCCAAGUUCACCAUACAACAGAUAGCGCCAACAACCAGAGUGACAUAGGCUAUUAACCGAAAUUGACAAAAAUGUUCACCAAAUGUGACUGACCGACCGGCUCAAUUCGGUCUUAUGUAUCAACAUUUGAAAUUGUGUUUUUUUACAUUGGAUAAAAGUAGAGAAAAUGGUAUAUCAUACACUACAGUUGAGGAACAAUGGGAAGGUAAUUCUGCUUAGAAAGUUGAUCAACUUAUUACCCCACUUUUGAGAAAACAGCCCUUGAAUGUU
Molecule: messenger RNA, 5418 nt
Organism: Coregonus sp. 'balchen'
Lineage: Eukaryota; Metazoa; Chordata; Actinopteri; Salmoniformes; Salmonidae
Source: the annotation of a GenBank genome assembly